AUGUAUUUCUUUGAUCGAUUUGGACAUUAUUUAUUUUUUUUUUAUCGCUUGGCUUCUAUCCUGCUUUCUAUACUUCGAUCAUUCCUUCUUUGGUCAUUCCUUCCUUCCUUCCUUCCUUCUUUGGUCAUCACUUCCUUCUUUGGUCAUUACUUCCUUCCUUCUUUGGUCAUUCCUUCCUUCAUUCUUUCUUUAGUCAUUCCUUCUUUCAUUCCUUCUUUGGUCAUUCCUUCCUUCAUUCCUUCUUUAGUCAUUCCGUCCUUCAUUCCUUCUUUGGUUAUUCCUUCAUUCAUUCCUUCUUUGGUCAUUCCUCCCUUCCAUCUUUGGUCAUUCUUCCCUUCCUUCUUUCUUUGGUCAUUCCUUCCUUCAUUCCUUCUUUGGUCAUUCCUUCUUUCCUUCUUUGGUCAUUCCUUCCUUCCUUCUUUGGUCAUUACUUCAUUCCUUCUUUGGUCAUUCCUUCCUUCAUUCCUUCCUUCCUUCUUUGGUCAUCACUUCCUUCUUUGGUCAUUACUUCCUUCCUUCUUUGGUCAUUCCUUCCUUCAUUCUUUCUUUAGUCAUUCCUUCCUUCAUUUCUUCUUUGGUCAUUCCUUCCUUCAUUCCUUCUUUGGUCAUUCCGUCCUUCAUUCCUUCUUUGGUUAUUCCUUCAUUCAUUCCUUCUUUGGUCAUUCCUCCCUUCCAUCUUUGGUCAUUCUUUCCUUCCUUCCUUCUUUGGUCAUUCCUUCCUUCAUUCCUUCUAUGGUCAUUCCUUCUUUCCUUCUUUGA
This is a messenger RNA of Acanthosepion pharaonis, 759 nucleotides long. NCBI's taxonomy places the organism in Eukaryota, Metazoa, Mollusca, Cephalopoda, Sepiida, Sepiidae. The record is from the annotation of a GenBank genome assembly.